Mizuhopecten yessoensis (Yesso scallop) is the source of this 4993-nucleotide messenger RNA. RefSeq names its product transmembrane protein 144-like. Gene Ontology annotation, molecular function: carbohydrate transmembrane transporter activity. Gene Ontology annotation, biological process: carbohydrate transmembrane transport. Bases 75 to 1346 code for a protein of 423 amino acids. The transcript has 11 exons. Lineage: Eukaryota; Metazoa; Mollusca; Bivalvia; Pectinida; Pectinidae. Gene Ontology annotation, cellular component: membrane. The record is from RefSeq and is a predicted model, not a curated record.
UCCGUCGCUCAGACGCUUUUGUAUCAUAUGACGAGUUAGUCAGCGUACAACUAUCAACAAUAACAGAUCUCGGGAUGGAACGUUGGAAUGAUGUAGUUGGAAAUCUCACUACAGCUUUUCACAAUGUGACAACAAUAUCUCCAAAUGUGACAACAAUAUCUCCAAAUAUGACAACCAUAUCUCCAAAUGUGACAACCAUUUCUCCUGAUUGUGAUUCCACCCCAGAGUUUGUCGGAUAUAUUGCUGUUGCAGUUGCUGUCCUUUGUUAUGGAACUAACUUUGCUCCUGUGAAAAAGUUCGAAACUGGCGAUGGGAUGUUUUUCCAGUGGAUUGUAUGCAGUGCCAUUCUGUUGUCUGGCAUAGUCAUACAGAUAGUGAGACAAAGUACAUUCUACCCCAUAGUCAUGUUGGGAGGGGUGUUGUGGGAGACAGGUAACAUCAUGGUGGUCCCUAUCAUCAAAACCAUAGGCCUGGGCUUAGGACUCUGCAUUUGGGGAAUGGUCAAUCUCCUUAGUGGCUGGGCCACUGGAAGGUUUGGUUUCUUUGGUAUCACACAGGAGAUCCCUGAUGAUCCUACAAUGAACUAUGUAGGAGUGGCGGUAGCAGUCUCAAGUGCUGUAGUGUUUUCCUUUGUGAAGAGUACCAUAAAGCCCCCUACUGAUGGCGAAACCAGCGACCAAGACGAGGACUCUGACGCCUUAAUAUCUAGUACAUUUGGUAACCCUAACGAUUCCUUGUACUCUACGGGGAGUGGACAGGAGGACUUACUGUUUAACAGACCGGGGAAAUCUGUAAAUGGUUUAUGCCACGAAUCCCCAGACAAUACCUUCCUUGACAGACUAUCUCCAGGAAAGAAGAGAGUAGUGGGUAUAUUGCUGUCAGUUAUAUCAGGAAUGCUAUAUGGACAGAUCUUCACUCCGUCCCUGUAUAUACAAAGCAACAACAAAUCUUACCCUUCAGCUAGCAAGCAAGGUCUGGAUUAUGUUUUUGCGUGUUUCUGUGGGAUCUACCUCUCUAGUACCGUGUAUUUCUGUAUAUAUGCCCUGAUCAAGAAGAACCGACCACGUGUAUAUCCACGGGUCAUUGUACCAGGAGUCGUCUCCGGCAUCAUGUGGGCUGCAGCCACUUCAUCAUGGUUCGUCGCUAACAAGAUCCUGUCUGAACCAGUGGCGUUCCCCAUUAUAACCACACUUCCUUCUGUUGUGGCUUCCAUUCUCGGCAUAUUUGUCUUCAAGGAAAUAAGAGGAAAACGAAAUAUCCUGAUAUUAAUGCUUGGGUUCUGUAUGGCUGGAUCUGGUGCAGUGUUAGCUGGACUCUCAAAACACGGCGAGUCGUGCCACCACUAACACGAGGAUGACAAAACAUGGCGAGUCAUUCCACCACUAACACAAGGAUGACAAAACACGGCGAGUCGUGCCACCCCUAACACAAGGAUGACAAAACACUGCGAGUCGUGCCCCCCCUAACACAAGGAUGACAAAACACGGGAAGUCGUGCCACCACUAACACAAGGAUGACAAAACCCGGCGAGCCGUGCCACCACUAACACAAGGAUAACAAAACACGGCGAGUCGUGCCAACCCUAACAAAAGGAUGACAAAACACGGCGAGUCAUUCCACCACUAACACGAGGAUGACAACACAUGGCGAGUCAUUCCACCACUAACCCAAGGAUGACAAAACACGGCGAGUCGUGCCACCACUAACACAAGGAUGACAAAACACGGCGAGUCAUUCCACCACUAACACGAGGAUGACAAAACAUUCGAAGACGUGCUACCACUAACACAAAAUAUCACAACAAGCAGAUAGAGCCCUAACAGAACAUGCAGCAUGACCACACACGUUACAAUAACAAAGCUCGACAACCAUAGCUACCAUGAACGUGAGACAUUCACAACACAUAGCAACAAAUGACACCACGAACGUGAGACAUUCACAACACAAAGCAACCAAUGCCACCAGGAAUGUGAGACAUUCACAAAACAUAGCAACCAAUUAAGCGCAAUGACACCAUGAACGUAAGACAUUAACAAAUCACAUAGCAACCAGGGCUACCAAAAACGUGAGACAUUCACAAAACAUAGCAACCAAUUAAGCGCAAUGACACCAUGAACGUGAGACAUUCACAAAUCACAUAGCAACAAGGGCUACCAAAAACGUGAGACAUUCACAAAACAUAGCAGCCAAUGUCACCAUGAACGUGAGACAUUCACUAAACAUAGCAACCAAGGCCACCACGAACGUGAGACAUACACCAAACAUAGCAACCAAGGCCACCACGAACUUGAGACAUACACCAAACAUAGCAACCAAGGCCACCACGAACGUGAGACAGACACAAAACAUAGCAACCAAGGCCACCACGAACUUGAGACAUACACCAAACAUAGCAACCAAGGCCACCACGAACGUGAGACAUACACAAAACAUAGCAACCAAGGCCACUACAAAAUUCAGACAUACACCAAACAGCAACCAGUGCCAUUGCUAAUGCAUCACAAAGAAAGGACAGCAAUACCACUAUUUACACGGAAGAGAUUGCCGCCACAAAUGCAAGAAAUAUGUACAGAAAGCGAUAUAAUUACAACAAUGUUCAUUUAUUACCGGUGAUAUUGAUGAAGUGAGAAAUUACUAUAUAUAUUUUAAAUCCUAUAUAGAUAUAUCUCCCAGUCUGGCAUGGGAACAAACACAUUUCGACAGGGAAUAUAUAUACAUGUUUAUGUUCAUUGAAGCGAAAGUACAGAUUUGUUUUUAAAAUGGUAAUAUAACUGCCACAGUGUCAAUUAUACCCAGGAAGGAAGAUCUCGUUCAAAUAUUCAUUUAUUUUUUAUACCAAUUCAUGGAGAGGGGAAGUGUGAGCUAACAUGUUAUAUGUAUAUAUAUGUGUAAGGACGUUCAAUUCAGAUAUACCUACAUUAAAGUCGAAUGUAUUUUAAAUGAAUUCACAAGUAUUCAAAUGUUGUACAAACUAAUUUUUCAUUUUAGAAGUUAAGGGAAAAUCUGCAGUACAGGAUAUUUUCCUUAGCUUCAAUAAUGCUUCCCUAUUGGAAAGCUCAAGGAAUAUCAGUAAGUUAAGGAAUAUUUGUAAGCUAUGGCAAAGUAAAUCCAAAAUGAUUUUAAGUUUGCUCCCUAAGGUUAAAAUGCUUCUGUUAGCCAUACCACCACAGAUAGAUGUCUGGUUUUCUAUCCGUCAAAAUGUCUAUGUCUGGUGUCCGGGCCAGAGGAAACUUGGGCUUACAAGACCUCUGUUUGUCAAAAUAUGAAAGUCUUGUGUCGGGGCCAGAGGAAUUUCGGGCACAUGUAAUAUGGUGAAGUUCAAAGCGGUUUAUAUAACUGAUGUUCAAAUACAGGGAGCAGUGCUGAUGACAAUCAAUAAACUAAUGUAUUGAUUUACGUUUCAGUGAUUGCUAUAUAUAGCCACGGACUAAGAUAAUACAUCUAAUCUAAUUCCGUGAUAUAGCAAAGUACAGCUGAUAUACAAAAAAACUGUAUGCCGUCAAAUUCAAUCUAACUUCGUUAUUAUAUUUGCUAUAAAACCUUAGAUUUCUUUUGUUUCCUUUGCAUAAUAGGAGACGUUUUAAAAGACUCGGCCUGCUUUGACAAAGUCGUCAGAGGCGACUAACAUAUGACUGGAUGCAAAAUUGACUCUUAAAUUCAAUGUCUCCUUCGGGACACGAUAGACACCAACAUUGAUAUUUUAGACUUCUGUCGUUUCGUUUGUGUCCUCUCGCACACCUCGUUACAGCAUACUUUCCUAGAUAGCUCUGGUUAGCGCCAUAGUCAUAUUUAUGUGACGGAUUUGGGCGCCAUGCUCUAAUGUUAAGUUAUAUUAUGGCAUUUCAGUAAGAUAGCAUUUCAAGGCUGCCAUUCAGUUGGCUAGCUCCGGCCAUUGCCUUAGUUUAUAUGAAAUAUUUUUGUUUGAAACACGAAAGCCAAAACAAAGAAAAAAACUUACCUAUGUUUCACUUUACAUCAUAGCAGCUCAUGAUGAUGCAUACAAGAUGAAUUCUGAAAAAGACAGCAUAUGAAUCUCCGUACAAAUGUUGAUCUCCACUUUUUUACCAUCUGCCACCUAAUCAUGGUUUAUGAUGGACGAUUGUUAUGUGCUUUACAUACAUGUUUAUGUGAUGUGGUUGAUCUUUCCCUGAAAACAGCCCCAAAAUCCCGAGAGUUGCUCUCCCUAACGUUUUAAGUGAGGUUGUUUCAUAUUACUGUGUGUUGAGAGCGUAUCCUUUGGAUGAUUAAAUCUGGCUGUUAUUGUGUCAAUAAAUCGUGUUAUGUUGAUAUAAGACACAAUCUUUCAAAUCAUGAUAACCCUGUAACAAAAUGUUGUGUUCUGUUGUAUUAAAUGUAAAUAUUCGCCCAGAACAUGUUUUGGGGAUUGUGAUUAUAAUUGAUGGCGCGAUGAGUACUAUGUGCGUCCCAAUUUUGCAUAUGCACACAUAAUACUGCAUAACCAAAAAAUUCCCAUUUUUUUUUAGUUUUUUUUUGCAUAUGCAGAGUGAAUGUUACGAAAUUGAAUACUCACAAAUAUACUAGUAUUUGCAUAUGCAUACUUUUAAAUUCAGUUUUUGCAUACACCAAAAUAAUUUGUCUGGUAUGCAACUUAUUUUGUAUUUAUACAGUCUAUUAAGUAUGGAAACAAAUAGUAUCCAAUAUUCGAUUUUUUGGUAUCAAAUAUUUUUUUACUUCUGCCGAAAAAUGUUUGUGGUGCAUUUAUCGUUCCACAUUGUAAUGCAUGAAAAUUCACCUCAUUAGAAACUGGUCAGUGCAAUCUCUUCAAUCAAUCUCAUCACUCAAUCUCAUCACUCAAAUUUUUUUUUAUUUGUAAAUUUUCCAUCUAUAGUUUUCACGGGCAUUUUUUAAAAUUGCUUUAUAUCUAACAAGGUUUUUUUCAUGUACUGUUUGUUAGUUUGUGUUAGUUAUAUUUUACAACAUGUAUCUUAUAAGUAGUUUGGUGAAAUUGAAAUAAAAUAAUACCUUACUUUCA